AUGGCCCCCAUACAUGAUGUCGACAACAAUGAAGGCCAACCAACACAUCCUGCAGAUUGCCUGGCUCUUGGAUCAGGCCCCUCAGGCGGCCGGAAUCUAUGCUCGACGCAGGCGGGCAUUGGCGCGGCGGUGUCGAUUUUCUCGCUGAAGCCACUCGAGGAGCUGCCCCAUCUCCACGUCCGCCAGUCACUUGAGGAGCUGCCCCAUCUCCACGUCUCUCAGUCCAAGCCUGAUGCCGACGAGGUGGUAGAAAGCCCGAUCCUGGACAGCGCCGCAGAAGCCCGACGGUCAACCGGCAACAUCCUCAGCCACGCUGUGAUGGAAAAGUUGCAGCGGUACAGCCGCCUUAAACUACAGGUGAUGGCAUUGGAAGCGGAAGAUUGGUUGUUCAAGAGCGGCAAGCGCUGGCUUACCCUUGGUAGACCUUGGUAA
Molecule: messenger RNA, 432 nt
Organism: Puccinia triticina
Lineage: Eukaryota; Fungi; Basidiomycota; Pucciniomycetes; Pucciniales; Pucciniaceae
Exons: 3
Coding region: 1-432 (143 amino acids)
Source: RefSeq, a predicted model, not a curated record